Molecule: messenger RNA, 5714 nt
Organism: Alosa sapidissima (American shad)
Lineage: Eukaryota; Metazoa; Chordata; Actinopteri; Clupeiformes; Clupeidae
Gene: dclk1a
Product: doublecortin-like kinase 1a
Exons: 8
Coding region: 276-1340 (354 amino acids)
Biological process (GO): retina development in camera-type eye; photoreceptor cell development; axoneme assembly
Cellular component (GO): axoneme
Molecular function (GO): ATP binding; protein kinase activity
Source: RefSeq, a predicted model, not a curated record
UAGCGGUUGUAGCAGGUCUGCGGUGGGACGCUGCAUUAAUGAGGGACUAGCUAGCCCAUGUUAAUCACGACACGACAGCGAGAGGAGAGGACAGCAACUGCAGCGCAGCCGCUGCGUACUCUGGCAGGCUUAUUGCUCAGUUUAUUCGAAGCUUUGGCUAUUGGGUCAACAAAGGCAGCGUAAAUCUACUUUGUCAUUUAUCAUUACCUAACCAGAAAACGGAGUAUUCACAUCUGAAAAGAUUAGCUGGACUAGGCUACGGAAAUUAGGAAGAGAUGGAGAGGGAGCAUUUCGAAGAGCGGGACCCGGGUCAGAGGCACGGCUCUGGCGCACGAGCAAAUGGGUUGCCAAGUCCGCCACACAGCGCACAUAGCAGCUUGUUCCGAACGCGCACACUGAAGGCGCUGAGUGUGGAGAAGAGGGCAAUGAAGGUCCGAUUCUAUCGGAAUGGCGAUCGGUACUUCGAUGGCAUUGUCUACGCCGUCUCUGGCGACAAAUUUGGAUCCUUUGGCGCACUACUGGCCGAUCUAACUCGUUCCCUCUCUGACAACGUUAACUUACCGCAGGGUGUCCGGACCAUCUAUUCAGUUAAUGGGUCAAAAAAGAUUACAUCUAUUGAUCAGCUUGUGGAAGGGGAGAGUUAUGUGUGUGCAUCUAUUGAAGCUUACAAAAAGAUUGACUACACCAAGAAUGUCAACCCUAACUGGUCGGUGAACGUGAAGGCCUCAGCCAACUGCAAGCCACCACCUUCCUUGGCAAGUACAAAACUAGGGUCCACCGAGGUGAAGAUGUACAAGGACUUCAUCCGGCCAAAGUUAGUGACCAUCGUCCGUAAUGGCAUGAAGCCUCGCAAGGCUGUGCGCAUCCUCCUGAACAAGAAGACAGCCCACUCGUUUGAGCAGGUCCUCACUGAUAUAACAGAUGCCAUCAAGCUUGACUCAGGUGUGGUCAAGAGGAUCUACACUCUAGAUGGCAAUCAGGUCACGUGCCUUCAGGACUUCUUCGGGGACGAUGAUGUCUUCCUCGCAUGUGGCUCUGAGAGGUUCCGCCAUCAGGAUGACCUUCUGCUGGACCAACAUGUAGAAAAACCACAACACAACUCUUUUGAACUCUGGACAGACAGUCAAGGUGCCAAAAAAGAGACCAGGGUGGUGAAGUCCAGGACUGUUGGCCUGUCCCACCGCAGCCAGUCCACUUCUGGCUCAGUGAAUGGGACUUCAGCAAGUCCGGUAUCGACAACGCCUCACUCCAUGAAGUCACCCAGCCCCUCACCCAUCAGCCAAGCCAACAUGAGAAAACGCAAGGACAAGGACCAGGUCACAACUGAAUGCACAGCUUGAACUCCCUUGAGUUCUGAUAGCGGAAUUAGCGUGUUGGAAGACCAAUUGAGUAAUCCCCUGAAAACCUUAGAGUCUGUGAAUGGGGUGGCUGACCACUGACUGGGCCGAGGCAGCUGCAUUGGAUUCGUCCCGCGAGGCGCUCUCUCUCUCUCUUUCUCCGUUCUCAUGCCAUCAUUGUGGUUUUUCGAGAGCCCCAAACGCCAGUGAUUGACAGUGGAGAGUGCCCCCGCUGCCUUUUUGCUAGAUUUGUUGUUCUGUACGAGUGUAACGUGCUUUUCAUGCUAGAGACGUGCUAGUGAACCAUCUGUGUGAAUUAAAGCUACCACAAAGCAAAAGACAAAGGAAAUGAGCAUGCAACUCGACAGGGAUGAUGGGAUUUCUCUGCCGUUCUCUUUCCGUCCGAGAGUCUGUGUGUGAGAGUGGGGUUUAAGCAUGCAGGCCUGUGGUCGUGUGUGUGUGGUGUGUGUGUGUGUGUUUGUGUGUGUGUGUGCGACUACAUCAAAGCAAUCCCCUAAUCCCGCCUUCGAGACUUAUGACAGGGAGAGGUUUAAUUCUAGAAGCGUUGAAUGUUAAACCCGAAAAGUCCAGGCCCCAAUCUCGCUUGUCAUUGGUGGCUGUGCAUAAUUUUGUUCUAGCGCUAAGCUAAAAAAAUAAUUUCUGUGCCCUUCCUCCCGCUUUGUUUGUCCGCCAUGACCUUAUCCUCUAGUCUCGAGGCCUCCAGCCCCCCAUCCAGUAGAUUUAACACUUGCCACUCUAUCCAUAGCUGCCAGCGGAUUUAAUGGUUGGCAGUGGUCAAGUGGUCAGAGCCUGUGAGGAGAAAAAACGUGUGGCAUUUGAUUUGCUGCUUAGCGCUUCUGUGAAGUGUGCCAUUACUGACCCGGGCGAGGAUUAAUUGGAGGAUGCCCUCCUCAGGCAACACAGAGGAUUAGAGACUGACCUGGAAUCAGUCAUGUUAUUCCAGGCCUGACAGGAAGUACCUUUCUGUCCUGUCGUUUACCAGAUUCACAGAUUAUUCGCCCCAACCCCCAAAUGAGAACUUCAUCAGAAUUCAGUGUUCAGGACUCCUUUCUUUCCGGAACUUAUCUCUGCAUUGAAAAUACGUGCCCUGGGUACACAGGAAGCAAGGCAAGAGUUUUGUUAUUUUUAGACACUGCUAAAUAAUGUAAAACACGUUAUUCUAUGUUUAUACCGCUGUGUAACUCCUGUUCGUGUCCUCAGUCGUGCCAGGGUGCGGUUGUGGAUGGGAACUAGCAUAGACUAUGUUUUUUUUCUUCAUAGAGAGACAAAAACAUUUCCAUUAACGAAUUUGAGAAGAAUUUUAAAACUCUUCUUACAGCCCCAUUGAGCACAUCCCUCAAACAGCACACAAGUCAUACACAAGUAUGACAUUCAGUGAUGUUUGAAAGGAGGCUGCUGGCAAAUCCCAUCCUGAUUUUCAUUCUGAUGAAAGAACAGUCCUCUCUCUCUCUCUCUCUCUCUCUCUCUCUCUCUCUGCUCUCAUCUGUCUGAUCCCUCCAUGAGGCAGAAUUUGGGACAGCCAUAUCAGUGCAAGGCAGAGGCAUCAUAGUAGCUUUUCAACCAUCUGCUUCAUAAGUGGGUCGCACUUUGAAGACAGAGAGGAGGAAAGUGGGGGGUGGUGGUGGAUGGGAGGAGAAAACCCUACUUCACAAUCUGUGAAUGGGGGGAAGGGGACCAUCUCCCACAUGAGUGAGAUGUAUUUUCCAUAUGCUCGCUGAGAAGCUCUGCUUCCGUGCAAUGCUCAGGUCUGGCUGUAAGCGCUUUUGCUGCAUCCUCAUCACAAAACUCAUCCACAAUGCACAGAAAGGCAAGGACACCUGCCAAGGACACCUGGCAAGGACACCUGAGGUCAUGAACAGGUUGAGCUUAGUGGCAUCGGUUUGGGGGCUCAUGACGGCUUCAGUGUAUGUGACGCACUUUGCUCCUGUGUAAUAAUGAUGUGGAACUCUAGAUAUGUCACAGCAUAGAGAGCUAGCGAGUGUGUCACAGCAUAGAGAGCUAGCGAGUGUUGUCACAGCAUAGAGAGCUAGCGAGUGUGUGCCGCCUGCUGCGCACGUUUCCGUGUCCUCUAGGCAGAUCUGUUGCAGGUUUUGUGUCGCAUACCAUGGAGAGCUGCUGAGACCAAAUGUAUGUCCUCAUUCAGAAUUCAGUGUAUCAAAGUCUGCCCAUUUUCCAUCACUCAUUGCCUAGCUGGUAGGCCCUAGCAUCUUUGGUAGGAGUAGUUUUACAGGCAUUAAAAGAUCAAUAGACUUUGGAAACUAGAGAUUUGUGGGUGAAGUCCCUAAAGUAAGGUAGUCUUGGCACUGAAAACUGGGACAAAUGCCCAUCAUUCCUCCCUGGCAGCAUAACUCAGUAUAAUAGAUAUUUUCAGGCACCUCCCUCACAUAGAAAGCAUAUUCAUUUCAUCAUACAGUAGCAUUAACCAAAUCCAUUGUUAUCCUUUCAAUCAUAUUUUGUAAUUGAAAUGAAUUUGUUUUCUUCUCAUUGUUUCACCAAUAUUUUAAUGAUUUAACAUGACCAUAUCUGGUUCAUUAUUCAUGGAUCAUUAUUCUCAUCCUGAAGCUCCAUCAUGGAUCCAGGCAUGCAGAGAAAGGCAUGAUCUAGUGUGACCCAGUUAAAGACAUUAACGAGACAAGAGGAAAAUCUUUAGCAUUCUCCUCACUGUAUAGUUGCUGGCCAUGUAUCCUAAGGCUCUUUCUCACACACACACACACACACACACACACACACACACACACACACACACACACACACACAUGGUUAACUCUCCCUUCCCCCUUUCCUUCAUCCGCAAACAGAAAGAGGGUCAACCACAAUUAAAACCAUGUUAGUGAUCAUGGAAAAAAAAUGGUGCUGUGCUUUUUUCCCCUCUUUUUUUCAAAUUUCAUUUCUUCACAUUUUCACUUCCGGCGUCAUUUCAUUUAAAGGCCAAAUCUCCACACACUUCACACGCUAUGUGGGUGUCAGUGGGGAUGGCAUCUCACCUCUCCCCUGUCGUCUCCUUAUCUCUCACACGUUAACCAUUACUAGCUGGCCACAGGGUGCUCACGCCUGAUGAGUUGCAUGCUCUUUCGCUUCAUCAGUGUCUGUUUGGUUGCAUGUGUGCUGUGGAGUCCAGUUGAGAGUGCAAUUGAUUUGUACAUUUGUUUUCUGCUGUAUGUAUAUUGUUUGUGUGUUUGUUUGUUUAUUUGGGGGUCGUUUUGUAAAGGUUUGUGUGGUGGGAGGUGAUGGUGUAAUGCAUGUGGUGUAUUUGUCUCUCAUGGUGCAAAUUGUGUUUCUCUCAUGCAUCUCACAUCCAUCCAAAUAGCGUCUACUGUCAUAAACAGCAUCUCCCUCCUGCAAACACUUUGCCUAGUAUCUGUACAGCUCAUGUUUUGGCAUUUUUUUGGUUGUUAGUGCAACCUCCCAUUUACCAUUCAUUGUCAUUAAACUCUCAAAAACCAGCAAUGUACAGAUUAUCUGUUCAUCUUCUACAACUGCCAUUCAACAUCUUAUUUAUUCACCCGGGUAACAGUGUGAUACUGGUCUCAUUCAUUGUCAGUCUCGGGUUUGGUUGUCUUGGGGUUUACCUUCUGUUACAUAUGUGUGCAGCAUUCCCCAUCUCAUUUCUGAAUGUUCUGUAGAUUUGUUCUUUUGUUCUUUUUUUCUUUCAUUCAUGUUGUGAUGUUUGUCAGUCUCUCCUCGUUCAUUUUGAUUUGCUGAGCAAUUAUAGGGCCAUUUUGUUUUCUAAAUCUCAGUAGGAUCUAAAUAGGAUUCUAAAUCUAUUAUUUGAUUUCCAUUGUUUUUCCUAUUGUUUUCAUGUCAUUUAGUUAUUCUCUCAUUUCAUCCAAGCUUCAUCCUGUGAAUAUUGCAUGUGUUAUGUGCUUGUUGUGGACAGCAUCAUUGUGUAUAUGUUGUGUUUCAUAUGAAUCUGGAACCUUUCCUGAGUUAUUAAACAAGAACCAAGCCAAAGUCCAGCUUGAUGUCUUUAGUAGUUAGACAAAUCUCAACCAUUUCCCCCUUAUUUAGGUCAGUCCUGUGAGGAAAUAAAGCCGCUCGCACAGCCUUUUGGGGAGUUUUUUAAUCAUGUUAGCAACGCGAGUAGCAUGCAAUACAUGUGCCUCAUACAACACAGCCCUCAGUUGGAAGAUACUUUAGCCCUCAGUUGGCAGAUACUUUAGGACGGGAUGAGAUUUAAACCCGCUGUAGAAAAAAAAAGGUUGGAAUCGCUGUCACGUUCACAGGGGCCAGUGGUGUGUGUACUGGGCAGAUAAAACAGAACUGUCAACGCUUUCGGAUCCUUCGCAGAGGAGAUAUUCAUUUCCACGUGGCGUUACGGUUACUUGUACGUUUUUUUUUUUUGUACAUUUUUUUUUU